Messenger RNA from Myxozyma melibiosi, 1764 nucleotides. RefSeq names its product ammonium permease. The coding region runs from base 210 to 1706 and encodes 498 amino acids. NCBI's taxonomy places the organism in Eukaryota, Fungi, Ascomycota, Lipomycetes, Lipomycetales, Lipomycetaceae. The record is from RefSeq and is a predicted model, not a curated record. The transcript has a single exon. Gene Ontology annotation, biological process: ammonium transmembrane transport. Gene Ontology annotation, molecular function: ammonium channel activity. Gene Ontology annotation, cellular component: plasma membrane.
GCUCCGAUGUCGGGCUCGGCAGACGGCUUUUCGAGGACUUGGCCCCGGUUUAUUCCUGCUCGCUGCCGUCGAUGCUUAUAAUACUUCUAUCUGCCCCCUUCUCCUUCUUCUCCUCGUACGUUCUUCCAUCGCCAGUUCGCAGAGUGCCUCCACACCCUCCACACCUCUCUCCACAGUCCUUCAACAGCACUCAUCAUCUCAUCUGAUCAAUGGCCGUCGAGUUCAACUCCACCCUGCCUACUGGCGGCGAUUCGACCAUCGAAGACCUCAACGUCUACUACGACUUUGGCGACAUGGCCUACGUGAUGAUAUGCGCCGCCAUGGUCCUCAUCAUGGUCCCCGGCCUGGGCUUCCUCUACUCUGGUCUCGCGCGUCGCAAGUCCGCGCUCUCCAUGAUCUGGGCCUGUCUCAUGGGCGGCGCUGUCGCUAUCGUCCAGUGGUACUUCUGGGGCUACUCCCUUGCCUUCUCUCCCACUGCCUCCAACAAGUAUAUCGGCAACCUGCGCUCUAUCGGUCUGCGCAACGUCCUCGCGGCUCCUCCGGCCGCAACCCCGCUCGUGCCAGAGCUGCUUUUCGCCAUGUACCAGGGCAUGUUCUGCGCUGUCACACUCGCCAUCAUCAUGGGCGCCGUCGCUGAGCGCGGUCGCAUCCUCCCUGCCAUGGUCUUUUGCUUCAUCUGGGCGACUAUCGUUUACUGCCCGAUUGCGUAUUGGGUCUGGAACUCCAACGGCUGGGCAUACAAGUGGGGCGUCUUUGACUACGCUGGCGGUGGCCCCGUCGAGAUUGGAUCUGGUGUGGCGGGUCUCGCGUACUCGUUCGUUCUCGGCCGUCGCUCGGAUCGACUUUUGCUUAACUUUAGACCGCACAAUGUCUCGCUCGUCACUCUCGGCACUAUCAUCCUCUGGUUCGGAUGGCUUGGUUUCAACGGUGGCUCUUCCUUUGGUGCAAACAUCAGAGCCAUUUACGCGACCUGGAACUCUAACCUGACCGCCGUCUUUGGAGCGAUCUCUUGGUGUCUGAUGGACUACCGUCUCGAGAAGAAAUGGUCGACCGUAGCGAUCUGCUCGGGCUUUAUCUCUGGUCUUGUCGCCGCCACUCCUGCCUCUGGCUUUGUCCCGCUCUGGGCCUCGGUGCCGCUCGGAAUCAUUGCCGGCGUCGUCUGCAAUCUGUCUACCAAGCUCAAGUUUUUCCUCAAGAUUGACGACGCGCUCGAUCUGUUUGCCGAGCACGGCGUCGCUGGAAUUAUCGGUCUCUUGUGGAACGCCUUCUUUGCGGCCGACUACGUUAUUGGCUUGGACGGCGUUAACAUUGGGGUUACUGGCGGAUUCAUCAACCAGCACUGGGCGCCGCUGUACAAGCAGUUUGCCUACGUAUGCGCGUGCUCCGCGUACACAUUUGUGAUGACCUGUGUAAUUUGCAUGGUGCUCAACAAGAUUCCUGGUUUGAAGCUGCGCGCGGACGAGGACGCCGAAAUGCGCGGUAUGGAUGAGGACCAGAUCGGCGAGUUUGCGUACGACUACGUUGAAGUACGCCGUGACUUCAUGGCGUGGUCCGCACCCACGCAGACGGAUGGGAUCCCUAUCGAGCCUUACAGGAACCAGCCCACGCUCGUUGUCCCGCGGUUGCACUCCGACUCGGCAUCGUCGCACACUGAGGGCGGUGCGAACGGCAGCAACCUGACUGAGAAGGUGGUGAAGGAAAUUUGAAGAGACUGAGAUUUGUAAAAGUCAAUCAUUUCGCCUAAAGCUUGUUUGAUGUUAUUUU